GCGGUCACGUGACCGUUAAAAUGUCAGAAUGGAGUACGAAUUUAUCGUCGACCGUCUUAUUUCAAUCGGCUCCUGUUCUCUUCUGUCGAUACUGUUCGUGUGUAGUUUGUAUGUGUGGGGCUCCCAUCACGACAGGGACCACUCGGCCACAAUAAAGAAGCGAUUCCUGAGCGUUUUUAUUGUAGUGCUCAUUUCCCCUGCGUUCGUAUACUUUGCGGUUAAUAAGGCUGCGUUGGAAAAGAGGACGCUAUGGGAAUUGCUGGGUCUUCGAAAAGAAGGGUUGGUCCAGGCUUUUGUCAUGCCCCUCUUCCUCACCAUGAUAUUAUUUUCCGGACCUAUUUAUAUGCAGAGUUACAAUGGCUUGUUGAAGUUGUAUACAGAACCAAUGUAUUGGGUUAAUGGUGCAAAAAAUCUGAUAUGGUUAAGGAAUCAUGUCGUCGCUCCGUUGGCUGAAGAGUUCACGUACAGAUCCUGUAUGUUGCCGAUACUGGGGCAGUGCUUCGAGCCUCUUACAGCUGUUUUCGUUUGCCCACUCUUCUUUGGCGCAGGUAAACAUCCUUUUUUGGCUUUCACCACGAGGUCACGGCACCGAUCCGUGUGGUGACUCUCUUCUCGUCCACCUGUGUGUGUGAGUGUGUGUAAAAACGAAAAACCUAUCUCCACCGUCUUCUGUCGGCUACCUGAUGCUUUUCCCCUUCGUUCUGUGUUUACCAAAAAAUUCCGCUUUUAACACCAAGACCUUGUCCUCUUAUAGUUCUCAAGGAAUUUUUUUGAAAUCUUUUUAGGGUGUUUAUUUUUAACUUUUUUGUUUAAACCAAUCCGACGCAAAAAAUGAGAAAAUAAUAAACGGGUUCGGUUCGAAACGCAAUCACCGCACCCCUCGGCGGUUGUGCAAUCAAUGUUUAACACGCGUGAGGUCGUUUGCAAUGAAAAUAUUGUUGGUGUGUAUGUAUAGGUAGUAGUGUUAGGUACAGUUAUCGCAAAUCGGUAGACCGGCACCCGCGCGUCCGACUGCGCUUGCUCGAUUCUUUUUAUUUCCGGUACAAACUUUUUGCUUUUCCCCGUUAAAAAUUGAUUUGGCAUUUGUUUUUGUUUUAUUUUUAAUGGACUUUGUUGAUGGGGCUGUAUUUUUUCCGGGAUACCAGCCGUUUUUUGUCGCAAUGCGUAAAUUAAAUAAAAAAGACGAAUUUAUAGCUUUUUUGGGUUAGAUUCGUUUAAUGCAUAAAAUUUUAUUUAAACAAAAGCACUGCAUGUUUUAAUAUUUGUAGUUUAAUUUAAGCGUUUCUAUUUAUAUUUUCAAAACAUUUCCAUUUAUACAUGCACUUUUAAUCCCGUUUAUAUUUAUUUAUUAUUUAGCAACCAAUAACAAUUGUUAAAAAAAAUUUUCAUUAUAAUACGUGAAAUAAAGGUGGUAAAUAGUGAUUAUUCCACAGAUAGAUUUAGGGGCACUUUGCGGUUUAUAACCAUUUUAUCCAAUUACUCUGUCUAAUUGAAUAAUUAUGAU
Molecule: messenger RNA, 1504 nt
Organism: Onthophagus taurus
Lineage: Eukaryota; Metazoa; Arthropoda; Insecta; Coleoptera; Scarabaeidae
Source: RefSeq, a predicted model, not a curated record